AUGUCGGGCUGCAUGGAUGAGAUCCGAGACAGACUCCGACAAAAGAAGUUCACGCAGGAGGAAACGGACAUCCUGGUGCGGGAGGUGCAGAAUCGGCACGACAAAAUCUACGGUACCCGGAACAGGCCUCCGCGCUCCGAGGACGUGAAAAAAGCCUGGGAUGAAGUGGCUAAGACCGUCAACGCCACCUCCUCCACCGGCAUCCGGAGAACCGCCAUGCAGUGCCGCAAGCGCUUCAACGAUGUGCGACGGAGAACCAAGCAGAAGAUCACCGCGUCCCGGCGCGCCAUGAACGGAGCUGGAGGAGGAGGAAGAGGAGGAGGAGGAGGAGGAGGAGCGAGCACCAGCGAGACACUGAGCCCGGCCGAGGACACGACUUUCCCCGAGGAGAGCGCACACGGGUUCGGGGGGCUCGAGUUCGGCCUGACAGCUCCGCAGGGGGAUGCGGCUGUGCUGGCCCCUAAAUCGGAGCCGGUGUGGGAUGAGAUGGAGCGGGCGGAGGCGGAGGCGGAGAUAGAGGUGGAGGUGGAGGACUCUGUACAGCCCACAGGGCGGCGGCGACACGGCCAGCAGCGGCCCGGGGAUCUGGCGUUCCUGGACGUGCAGCAGGGAGGCUUCGACAUGCUGCAGCGGGAACUCGGGGCCCUGCGGCGCACCAUGAACACUCGGCUGCGCAGGAUGGAGAGCAGGGUUUACCCGCUGCUGGCGUCUGUGGAGGACAGUCUGCGCAGACUCGCUAACGCCGCUGAGCGCUGGGCUCCUCCCCUGAGCGACACGGGCUCUGCGUCUGCGUCUGCGCAGCCCACAAACCCGCGCCACUGCUUGCGCGUGCGCACGAGAGGGAGGAGAGGAGGGUCCAUUAAUAUUUGGUUGUGAUGUUUUUUUUUUUUCUUCUAAUUAUUGAACCCUUUUAAAAUCCUACUACGGGGUCACAUGUAUUAUUGAACUCUUUUUAUUAGCUAUUUAUUCACAUCAUACAGGGAUCAGCAAGAUGGCAAAAUUUCUGUUCCCUAUAUAUUAGGGCUGGGUAAAAAUUCUCCGAUUUGAAUCGAUCUUCAAUUUAACGAAACGGCAUCGAUUCGGGAAAUCCCCGAAUCACAUGCUUUACUGAGAGAUUGGGAAUAUUACCUGUAGUUCGCCUCUCGUCCUGAAGAUGUCGCCAUCUUCCAUGUUUUCAAUUCUUAAACGUUUCAAGUUGUUAAUGAAUUUCACUGUUGUACAUUUACAAUGUUUUUAUUUUUAUUUACAGUAAUGUGUAGUUUGUGCUUACCCUUUGUGCGUUGCAUGAACAUAUUUAUGAUUUCUUGUUACAUUUGUUACUCAAAGUAAUUAAACAUAAUUGUACGGGUCCUAUUAUUAAUGUAAAUGUGCAUUUCAGUAAUAUAGCUAACACGGAGGGUUUCAGUUACCAGCAUUUAUAUUACAACAUGGAUUCCAUGUCUGGAAAACUAACAUUGUAAAUGAAAUAUUUAUAACUAAAUCGAUAUUGAAUCAAAUGAAAACCAUAUAAAUAAGAAACUAAUCGCCAAAUCGGUGGCAAUACCCAGCCCUUCUAUAUAUAUUUAGCUACACUUUUAUUGCUAGUUUUGUAUAUUUUAAGACUCCAGUAAAUACGACUUGAGUCCUGGGGUGAAAUUUACCUCACGUCUCGCCUCAGAACCUGCAUCGUGGGUGCUCUGUAUUUUCAUGACGCCUCCUCAGUCACCAGCUGCGCCUGCUGAGGAAGCGAGAGGAGGAUGCGAGGCAGGAGGAACGAGCCGUCUUCACUAACUAACACAGCUGUGUCUCCUUUCACAGAGCUGAGCAGAACAAAGCUGCUGGUGCAGGAGCACUGCGUCAUUACGGAUCAUAUCCGAGUUUAAAGAAGCAUCCUGCGUUAAUGUUCCUUCUUCAGAAUGCUGAUCCAAACAUAACUAACCAGCCUGUAACAUCUUCCAAGAAGAGAUCAGACUCAUGACAAACAAGUGACAGAAAAGGGAAAGAAAAGAUUUUAUUUACAAAUUAAAGUGUUGCUUUACAUUUUAUACAUGUUUUUCUAUAAUUAAAGGCACUUGGGAAGAGAUUGAGCUCUUAAAAUGCUAUCACAGUAGAGAAAGUGAUUCCAGAACAGCUUCAUAAAACGUGUGUGUGUGUGUGUGUGUGUGUGUAGGGGAAAUAAUAAAAUCUGCACUGACGUUAACAGACGAGUUCUGACUGAAUGCAAUCAGAGAUAGG
Messenger RNA from Ictalurus furcatus (blue catfish), 2214 nucleotides. RefSeq names its product myb-related transcription factor, partner of profilin-like. The transcript is spliced from 2 exons. Bases 1 to 876 code for a protein of 291 amino acids. Gene Ontology annotation, molecular function: RNA polymerase II cis-regulatory region sequence-specific DNA binding; DNA-binding transcription factor activity, RNA polymerase II-specific. Gene Ontology annotation, biological process: regulation of transcription by RNA polymerase II. Gene Ontology annotation, cellular component: nucleus. The record is from RefSeq and is a predicted model, not a curated record. NCBI's taxonomy places the organism in Eukaryota, Metazoa, Chordata, Actinopteri, Siluriformes, Ictaluridae.